AUGGAGUAUCUACGCUCACUUUUCUUCACGCCAGAUGUGGCCUUUUCGCGAGAGCGUGUGCGCAACGAGAUUGCACGUGGGAAUCUCUCCACAGCAAGGCUGCAAUGCAAGAACGAAGAGGAGGCCCACGCGGCUGAGGUCAAACGGCUAGAUGAUGAGUUGCGGGAGAAACGGGAGUCGUUUGCGGCGGCCGCCAAGCCUCUUCUGGAGGAGUUUGACGACGUCUCGCUGGCGCAACACUACUACCAGGAGGUAUCGAAUAUUGUGACGAGCCACCUGCACGUGGUGACCCAGUUGGCUGAACGUGAAUUUAGCGAAUUCGGGUACAUAAGCAAGAAACUGAUUUCCGUUGGUCUUAACCUGGAGGCGUUGAAAUGCCGCAUGGCAAGCGGUGCGCCUUUCCAGGAGGAGUUGAACACCGCUUUGAAGGACACAGAAAGCAGCGACUUGUCCAUCGUUGCAACGCCACUACACCAGGUGCAAUGCAUCCCGCCUGCGGCGAGGGUUCGCGCCACGGCCUUUGAACUUGCACGCGCCAUCGAGGAGGCAGGUAAAGGCACCCGGUUGCAGGAGCCUGUCCGCGGUUGGCUGGAUCUUUUGAAGUUUGGCACGUCGUUUAGUCCUACGAUGCUCGAAGCUCGGCAGGUUGAGGCACGGCGUGCGGCGAAGCAGUUUCUCGGUUACAUUGAGGGCGGAGAGCACCACAAGGCGUUAAGUCUGGCGGAGGAUGUGUACGCUAGGGCAAACCGUGAGGUUGGUGCCGCGAAUGCGGCGCUGCUUGAGCAGGCUUUUGAGGCGUUUAGGAACACUGUACUGCCGAUGAUUGCAUCGGACGUCUUCUUGCGGUACGCCCGAGCAUCACUAGACGCGUCUCGGUUUGCCUGCGUAGAGAAGAUGUUGAAGGAAUAG
This is a messenger RNA of Trypanosoma rangeli, 909 nucleotides long. RefSeq lists its product as uncharacterized. Lineage: Eukaryota; Euglenozoa; Kinetoplastea; Trypanosomatida; Trypanosomatidae. Bases 1 to 909 code for a protein of 302 amino acids. The record is from RefSeq and is a predicted model, not a curated record. The transcript has a single exon.